AUGGUUCUUGUUCGAUUGGUGAUCUGCGUUCUAUUCCAGUGUGUUGUUGACUAUGGGUGUUUCUGUGGAUUGACAUUCUAUGUUCCGUAUGGGAUAUUCAGGAGUUCACCCAAGCUGAAGAUGGACAUUCUCACUGAUACUGUCAAAGAACGCACGAGGCAUACCAGAGCUUACAAGAUUCCGGGUAUUGAUGUUUCGGGGUUGAUUGGUUUGAGUUCUCAGUUGGAAGGGGAGGUUCUCCGUGACUUUAAUCAUGAUUAUGGCAAUUUGCUCUCCAUCCUCAGUACAUUUUUCGAUCCAAUGGCUUUGAUCACCUUAUUUCAGUUCUAUGAUCCACAGUUGAGGUGUUUUACAUUUCAGGACUAUCAACUGGUGCCAACACUCGAGGAGUUUUCUUACAUACUCAACAUCCGAAGCACUGAUGAUGUACCUUUCAUUCGAGUUCCCGAGGUUGUGAAAUUUGAAAAAAUAGCUGAAGCUCUUCACAUGGGUAUAAAGGAGGUAGAAAGAAAUUGGAAGUCAUCGGGCGGUGUUCCUAGUUUCUAUCUUUGCUUUUUGAUUAGUAGGGCUGAGGAUGCGACUAAGAAGGAGCAGUGGGUUGAUUUUAGUCGUUUGCUUGCUAUCAUGAUUUAUGGUAUUGUCUUAUUCCCUUCAAGAGAGAACUUUGUGAGUUUGGCGGCGAUUUGUGUCUUUAUGAACAAAAACCCCGUGCCAACGUUGCUUGCAGAUGCUUAUUUUUCGAUCCAUUCGAGAAGUAAGAAGGGAGGAUAUGUUGUUGGUUCUUGUCUUCCGUUGUUGUAUCGGUGGUUCAUGUUGCAUUUGCCGGUGAGAGGGCCUUUUGUGCUCAAGAAGAGUUCUCUUAAGUGGUCAGAUAGGAUUGCUAACCUCACAUCUUAUGACAUCAGGUGGAACUAUUGUGUGGGGAAGAUUUGGAACAUCAUCACUAGUUGCGGUCAAUAUCCCAACGUUCCUCUCAUGGGAACCAGGGGUUGUAUUAGCUAUAAUCCCACGCUCGCCUACCGUCAAUUGGGAUAG
Messenger RNA from Vicia villosa (hairy vetch), 1035 nucleotides. RefSeq lists its product as uncharacterized. The transcript is spliced from 2 exons. NCBI's taxonomy places the organism in Eukaryota, Viridiplantae, Streptophyta, Magnoliopsida, Fabales, Fabaceae. The record is from RefSeq and is a predicted model, not a curated record. The coding region runs from base 1 to 1035 and encodes 344 amino acids.